AUGGCCGACGCCGACGAAGAUGCCAUUCGCGCGCCCUCGAACAACCCGGCGCAGAUCGAGACUGACCUGUCCGACGAAACUCAGGACUUUCGCUUGCUGAGCCAUCUCAAUUUCCUCUCCGACCCCUCCUCGGGCAGUCUCCCCCGCCGCGGCGAGAAAGACUUCGAACCCAACCCAACUGAAUUCCAGGCCGAUGUCCUCUCUGCUUCGCGACAGGCUAUGCACAAUGCGCUCGCGUAUCCGCGCAUUCACAACCCCAAGAACCAGAUCGUGGGGAUAUACGCCCCCGAAGGACCGACACCACCGCCCCAGGUGAUUGGUGAAUCAUUGAAGACCGUCGACGAGCAACAAAAGAGCACCGAGUCUGCUCCCCCUGCUCAGUCCAAGCCAGAGUCUAUUAAACCGGACGGUAAAGGAGUUGGCGUCUCUCCAGAAACGUGUGUCUAUGUGCCCACCCCGAAGGGCCAAUACUUCAAGACUAUGGGCCAGGCCGAUCGCUGGAACCGGGUUUGGCUGUUGCCGGAGGAAGCAUUGUAUUUGCUGGAGAGAGGCAGUCUCGAUAUCCGAUGGCCAAGCUCGUUAAUUGGGUCGGAUUCUAACAGUGAAUCUGGUGUUUCAACCGAUGAGCCUUCAAUUCCCAUGAGUCUGCAGGCUGCCUAUGCAUGCUUCAUUGGCCGGGCUGGCUUGACGCUCGAACGGUUUUCUGUCUACACUGGAUUGAGACGGCUGGGUUACAUGCUGAUCCGGGCGCCCGGGUGGCAUGACUCAAUUGAACAGAGUGAGACAGCUCCGGCCACGUCGGGUACCCAAAAGACUGCCACACAGCCUCCAUCUGCGCAGCGUGGUCCUGGUCUCGCUGGGAUCUUUGGGCGUGUUUUCCAGUGGAUUCACGAUCCCAUGUCGACAGCCUCGACGACGGCAGGACCCGUCGCCGGCCUCGGCAUCCAUCGAAACUAUGCCGAUGUAUACCGCAAACUUGCCCUCAUACCCUGGUACGACCCCGUCACCGCGCCAGAACCCCAUCUCGACGACACAACACCGCCCUUCCGCAUCGUCUUCCAUGUAUACAAACCCUCCACGACCUUCAAAAAAACCGCUCCCCCACCCCCAGACUUCCGCAUCGCCGUCCUCAGCACACGCGACCAGACCAGUUUUCCCACACUCUCCCAGCUCGGCGCCUUGCUCGAGAGCACACCCCUCGAUCCGCCACGCGGCGACAAAAUGGACCGCUUGCUGUACAUGCGGCUGCGCCACGGAUACCGCCACGUCAUUCUGGCGGUUGUCGACCAGGGUGUUGUGAGUUAUCUGCGCGUUGCUGACUCGGCGUUUGGGAAGGAGAAGCUCUAUGAGGCUAAAAAUGGGCCGUCGGGGACUAAGCGGAAUCGAUUCUCGCAUGGAUCAAAAAGAAGGUGA
This is a messenger RNA of Penicillium alfredii, 1413 nucleotides long. RefSeq names its product tRNA-splicing endonuclease subunit SEN54 family protein. The coding region runs from base 1 to 1413 and encodes 470 amino acids. Gene Ontology annotation, cellular component: tRNA-intron endonuclease complex. Gene Ontology annotation, biological process: tRNA-type intron splice site recognition and cleavage. NCBI's taxonomy places the organism in Eukaryota, Fungi, Ascomycota, Eurotiomycetes, Eurotiales, Aspergillaceae. The transcript has 3 exons. The record is from RefSeq and is a predicted model, not a curated record.